Molecule: messenger RNA, 393 nt
Organism: Mastomys coucha (southern multimammate mouse)
Lineage: Eukaryota; Metazoa; Chordata; Mammalia; Rodentia; Muridae
Gene: Defb115
Product: defensin beta 115
Exons: 3
Coding region: 7-279 (90 amino acids)
Source: RefSeq, a predicted model, not a curated record
UUCAGUAUGCUGCCAACUCGCUCCUCCACCCUCUCAGGACACAAUAAGCUCUGGUUCCUGACCUUAGUUGUCCUUGUGGUCCUGGCUCAGACGUCCCCAGAGGGAUGGUUCAGAACCUGCUUUUAUGGCAUGGGGAAAUGCAGGCGCGUAUGCAAGGCCAAUGAGAAGAAGAAAGAGAGGUGUGGAGAGAAGACUUUUUGCUGUCUGGGAGAAAAAAGGUCAAAACUAUCAAACAUCCCAGCAAACAAAGAACGAAAAAGGAAUGAAUCAUCAUGCUAAGAUCUGAGAAGAUUCAAGGCAUUGGCAAGCAGAGGAGAGAGGCCUGCGGAGAACCAAUCCUCCUUUGACUUCAUCCCCAGAAUUCUGAGAAAAUAAACUUCUGUUCUUCAACUC